UUCCUGCGAUGAUUACGUCCUAUCCAAACACCACCCUGGCCACUCAGGGUCAGAAGAAGGAAAUGAGCUGCACGGCCCAUGGCGAGAAGCCUAUCAUAGUCCGCUGGGAGAAGGAAGACAGAAUCAUUAACCCCGAAAUGGCCCGCUAUCUCGUGUCAGUCAAGGAGCUGGGAGAGGAGGUGAUUUCCACUCUGCAGAUUUUGCCAACGGUAAGAGAAGAUUCUGGCUUCUUCUCCUGUCACGCUAUCAAUUCUUAUGGGGAGGACCGUGGAAUAAUUCAGCUCACAGUGCAAGAGCCUCCAGACCCUCCUGAAAUUGAGAUCAAAGAUGUGAAGGCACGUACAAUCACCCUCAGGUGGACCAUGGGAUUUGAUGGAAACAGCCCCAUCACGGGCUAUGACAUUGAAUGCAAAAAUAAAUCAGACUCCUGGGAUUCUGCUCAGAGAACCAAAGAUGUUUCCCCUCAGCUGAACUCGGCCACCAUCAUUGACAUCCACCCUUCCUCCACCUACAGCAUCCGAAUGUACGCCAAGAACCGGAUUGGCAAGAGUGAGCCCAGCAACGAGCUGUCCAUCACCGCGGACGAGGCAGCUCCCGACGGCCCACCUCAGGAAGUUCGCCUGGAACCCAUCUCAUCCCAGAGCAUCAGGGUCACCUGGAAGGCUCCCAAGAAACAUCUGCAAAAUGGGAUUAUCCGUGGCUACCAAAUAGGUUACCGCGAGUACAGCACUGGAGGCAGCUUCCAGUUCAACGUCAUCAGUAUCGACACCACGGGGGACAGUGAGGUUUACACCCUCAGCAACCUCAACAAGUUCACCCAGUACGGCCUGGUGGUGCAGGCCUGCAACCGGGCCGGGACGGGGCCUUCUUCUCAGGAAGUCAUCACCACCACCCUCGAGGAUGUGCCCAGUUACCCCCCCGAAAAUGUCCAAGCCAUAGCAACAUCACCAGAAAGCAUAUCAAUAUCCUGGUCCACACUUUCCAAGGAAGCCUUGAAUGGAAUUCUCCAGGGGUUCAGAGUCAUUUACUGGGCCAACCUCAUGGACGGAGAGCUGGGUGAGAUUAAAAACGUCACCACCACGCAGCCCUCCCUGGAGCUGGACGGGCUGGAGAAAUACACCAACUACAGCAUCCAGGUGCUGGCCUUCACCCGGGCUGGGGAUGGCGUGCGAAGCGAGCAGAUCUUCACUCGGACCAAAGAGGAUGUUCCAGGUCCCCCCGCAGGAGUCAAGGCGGCUGCGGCCUCAGCCUCCAUGGUCUUUGUGUCUUGGCUCCCACCUGUCAAGUUGAAUGGCAUCAUCCGAAAGUACACGGUGUUCUGCUCCCACCCCUACCCCACGGUGAUCAGCGAGUUUGAAGCCUCUCCUGACUCAUUUUCCUACAGAAUUCCUAACCUGAGUCGGAAUCGGCAGUACAGCGUCUGGGUGGUGGCCGUGACCUCAGCCGGGAGAGGCAACAGCAGUGAAAUCAUCACAGUGGAGCCAGUAGCUAAAGCUCCCGCACGAAUCCUGACCUUCAGUGGCACGGUGACUACUCCAUGGAUGAAAGACAUCGCCUUGCCUUGUAAAGCUGUUGGGGACCCUUCUCCUGCGGUAAAGUGGAUGAAAGACAGUAACGGGACACCCAGCCUCGUAACGGUUGAUGGGCGGAGAAGCGUCUUCAGCAACGGCAGCUUCGUCAUCCGGACGGUGAAGGCGGAAGAUUCCGGCUAUUACAGUUGCAUCGCCAAUAACAACUGGGGAUCAGAUGAAAUUAUUCUAAACUUACAAGUACAAGUUCCACCAGAUCAGCCUCGGCUUACAGUUUCCAAAACCACCUCUUCCUCCAUCACCCUUUCAUGGCUUCCUGGGGACAACGGGGGCAGUUCUAUCAGAGGUUACAUAUUGCAGUACUCUGAGGAUAACAGUGAGCAGUGGGGAAGUUUUCCCAUCAGCCCAAGCGAACGUUCUUACCGCCUGGAAAAUCUGAAAUGUGGGACUUGGUACAAGUUCACUCUUACUGCACAAAAUGGAGUGGGACCGGGGCGCAUAAGUGAAAUCAUAGAAGCGAAAACAUUAGGAAAAGAGCCCCAGUUCUCGAAGGAGCAGGAACUUUUCACCAGCAUCAAUAUCACACGUGUGAGGCUGAACCUCAUCGGCUGGAAUGACGGCGGCUGCCCCAUCACCUCCUUCACGCUCGAGUACAGACCCUUCGGGACCGCGGUCUGGACCACGGCUCAGCGGACCUCUCUCUCCAAGUCGUACAUCCUGUACGACCUGCAGGAAGCCACGUGGUAUGAGCUGCAGAUGAGGGUGUGCAACAGCGCUGGCUGUGCCGAGAAGCAGGCCAACUUCGCCACGCUCAACUACGACGGCAGUACAAUCCCUCCACUCAUUAAGUCAGUUGUCCAAAGUGAUGAAGGGCUGACGACCAAUGAAGGGCUCAAGAUGCUGGUGACCAUCUCCUGUAUCCUGGUGGGCUUGCUGCUGCUGUUCGUACUCCUGCUGGUGGUUCGGAGGAGGAGACGGGAGCAGAGGCUGAAGAGGCUGAGAGAUGCAAAGAGUUUAGCUGAAAUGCUCAUGAGUAAGAAUACCCGGACUUCAGACACGUUGAGCAAGCAACAGCAAACCCUGAGGAUGCACAUUGACAUACCCAGGGCUCAGCUUUUGAUUGAAGAGAGAGACACAAUGGAGACCAUUGAUGAUCGCUCCACGGUCCUGUUGACGGAUGCUGACUUCGGAGAGGCAGCGAAACAAAAGUCCCUGACGGUGACACACACGGUCCAUUACCAGUCAGUGUCGCAGGCCACCGGGCCCUUGGUGGAUGUUUCAGACGCUCGGCCGGGAACGAAUCCCACCACCAGGAGGAAUGCGAAGGCUGGGCCCACAGCGAGAAACCGGUACGCCAGCCAGUGGACCCUCAACAGACCCCACCCCACCGUUUCAACACACACCCUCACCACUGACUGGAGGCUGCCAACACCCAGGGCUGCGGGGUCCAUGGACAAGGAGAGUGACAGUUACAGCGUCAGCCCCUCCCAAGACACAGAUCGAGCACGAAGCAGCAUGGUCUCCACAGAAAGUGCCUCUUCCACUUACGAAGAACUGGCCAGGGCCUACGAACACGCCAAGAUGGAAGAGCAGCUGAGGCACGCCAAGUUCACCAUCACGGAGUGCUUCAUCUCAGACACAUCGUCCGAGCAGUUGACGGCAGGGACAAAUGAGUACACAGACAGUCUGACCUCCAGCACCCCCUCAGAAUCGGGGAUCUGCAGGUUCACCGCAUCUCCCCCCAAACCUCAGGAUGGAGGACGCGUGAUGAACAUGGCAGUUCCGAAGGCGCAUCGGCCAGGUGACCUCAUCCACUUGCCUCCAUACCUUCGAAUGGACUUCUUGUUGAAUCGAAGUGGUCCAGGCGCCAGCAGGGACCCAAGUUUAGGGCAGGCAUGCUUGGAGCCCCAGAAAAGUCGGACCCUGAAACGCCCCCCAGUCCUCGAGCCCAUCCCCAUGGAGGCUGCCUCCUCCACGGCCUCCACGAGGGACGGACAGCAGUGGCAGCAGGGGGCCGUGGCCACAUUACCUCAGCGGGAGGGGGUGGAGCUGGGACAGGCAGCCAAGAUGAGCAGCUCCCAGGAAUCCCUGCUGGACUCUCGGGGCCAUUUGAAAGGCAGCAAUCCCUACACCAAGUCCUACACCCUGGUAUAACCAACGGCAUGACUGGACAGCGGUUGUAAAUACGGUUUAAAAAAUUCAAUCAAAGCUACCUUUUUUUUACAGAAUUCCAAUAUUUAUAAUGAAAGAAAAUUGCCAAAAUAUAUUAAAAAAAAAAAAAGAGAGAGAGAGAGAGAGAAAAUACUGAAAAAAACCACAGACAGUGCAAAGACUCUCCUGCUUUUUUUCUGUCUGAGUGUGAGCUCCAUCUGCCUGGGCAUCUGAUUUUUUGGGAAAGAAGUCCAGUUUUAUGAUCUUCACGGGCUAUUGCAUUUUUACUGAUUUUCUACAAUGUGCAUGGGGGACACAUUCAACCUUCUGACUGGAAGUUCUAUCACACAAGAUUCAAGAAAGAAAACAGGAAAAAAAAAUUACCUUCUUUGUGAAUUUAAAAGGAACCUUGAUUUGGGGGCCGGGGGAAACGUUAGUCAUGUUUGCACACCUUUCUUUCCCAUUAGAAAUCGGGUCCUUGAUUUGACCUCCUUCUGUUGUUACUUAGGAUGAGUGCCGUCAGUGGAGGGGUGGGGGGAAUCAAUUUGGUUUUCUUUUUUGUUUAUUUUUUAAUUUAAUGAGACACUCUUUGCAUUUUGUCUAAGUGAAAUAAAAAAGAAAAGGUGGUCUGCCU
Lipotes vexillifer (Yangtze River dolphin) is the source of this 4314-nucleotide messenger RNA. RefSeq names its product DS cell adhesion molecule (gene DSCAM). The annotation marks the transcript as partial. The transcript is spliced from 22 exons. Gene Ontology annotation, biological process: cell-cell adhesion. NCBI's taxonomy places the organism in Eukaryota, Metazoa, Chordata, Mammalia, Artiodactyla, Lipotidae. Gene Ontology annotation, molecular function: protein binding. The record is from RefSeq and is a predicted model, not a curated record.